Messenger RNA from Trichomonas vaginalis G3, 1167 nucleotides. RefSeq names its product glycosyltransferase family. The transcript has a single exon. Gene Ontology annotation, molecular function: glycosyltransferase activity. NCBI's taxonomy places the organism in Eukaryota, Parabasalia, Trichomonadida, Trichomonadidae. The coding region runs from base 1 to 1167 and encodes 388 amino acids. The record is from RefSeq and is a predicted model, not a curated record.
AUGUUGACGUUUUUAACUUAUCAUUAUUCUAAAUUUAAUCUGAACCAUGACAAUCUUUUUCCGAAAGUCAAAUAUGCUGGAAAUGUAACGAUCACUGAUAAUGAUUAUUGGCGUCAAUACAGAAUUUGUUUUCCUCCAUUCAAUUGGUCAAAGCCAAAUGGCCUUACAAAAGAAACAGAGAAACUCUUUUGGAGUCAACCCGAAAAUUGGCGCCAUUUUAAAGACACAAAUAGUUCAAAUCAUUGCGGCGUAGUUAGAAUAGUCGUCAAUGGAAUCGUUAGCAAUCCAUUUCCACAUCUUACUAAUCAAACACAUUUCAAAAAUGCCAUUUUCCCUCCAAAAAAAUCAUCAAAUACUGAUUAUAAUCAAUUGAUUGUUUUAAUUGGACAUUGGGGUUACUAUUUUCAACAUUUCUUCGACAACAUUGGCCCUCAGAUCAGCAUGAUUCGCCAUAUUCUUGGCGAAGAUACAAUAAAUUACCCUGUUGCUGUUGAAACGAGUAAUUUAUUCCCAGUUGUCGAUACUCUAUGGGAACGAUUACCAUUUGACCGAAUCAUAAAAACGUCACAGGGCAGCAUUCUGUCCGCAGAUCAGCUAAUUUACAUAGAAUCAUGUCCAAUGGUUCACCCUGUAUUCUUUAAGGAUCUUAGGGAGAUGUUAAAUAUACCAGAGAACGAUGUAGAAUACGUAAUAUACUGCCAAAGAAAGAAAACUACAUCAUAUUAUAACCAAAGAUUCAUUUUGAACGAAGAAGCUGUACAUAAAAUGCUUAAAAAGAUGUAUGGAUCCAAACUAAUAACGUUUGACCACAAAAGAUAUAACUUAGAACAAACAAUUGAGUUAUUUUCCAAAGCGAAACUGAUCAUUGGCCCUCAUGGAGGCGCUCUUUAUAACCAGUUCUAUGCAAACACCAAAACUGUUGUAGUUGAGAUAAUGCCAGUGAAGUCAAACGGACUUUAUCCAGAUCAAUCUUCUUUUAAGGAAGUUCCUUCUUUCGCACAUAUGUCUAUUUGGUCAAAUACACAGCUAAUUGGUCAAAAGUUCUACAGAUAUUAUUCAGUAACAGAUACUUCAAAUUUCAAAAUUAAUAUUACAGAUUUUAGACAAUUUUUGAGAAAGGUUAACAAAGAGAUAGAAGAUAAUGAGAACAAACUCGAAGAACUGUAA